AUGGAGAGAAGGAAAUUCGACGGAGCCUUUGUGGCUUCGGAUUCCGCUACAAGGCCUGCUCCUUCGCCUCUUCAACCAAAUUACAAUUGCAUAAAAGUUCAGAAAGCGUUGGAACACUUAGCAUCUAUUGAUCUGCUUGACUUGUGCAAUGAAGCAAAAGUUGAGCAUUGUCGUGCAACAAGAGACUUGAGAAGAUGUGGACGUUAUGUACAGAAUGUGUUGAACUCUUGUGGCCAUGCAUCCUUGUGUGAAGAAUGUAGUCAGCGGUGUGAUAUUUGCCCGAUUUGUAGAAUUCCUUUACUGAAAAAUGGGAAUAGACUUCGGCUUCGACUUUACAAUGAGUGCAUAGAGGCUGGUCUUCUCUCCAAAAGAUGUGAUGACAGAUUUCAAGAGAAAGACGAUGGCGAGAAACAACUAACUGCUGAUGUCCAGCGGCUUUAUUAUCUGUUUGAUGUUGCCAUGGAGAACAACUUAGUUUCUCUGAUUUGCCACUGUAUCCCUUCAGUCUUAUUAUUUCUUUCAAUCAAAAAGUGGGGCAGAUUGUUUUUUUUUUNCUCUAAGUUUCCUUAA
Molecule: messenger RNA, 570 nt
Organism: Ilex paraguariensis (yerba mate)
Lineage: Eukaryota; Viridiplantae; Streptophyta; Magnoliopsida; Aquifoliales; Aquifoliaceae
Source: the annotation of a GenBank genome assembly